Racocetra persica is the source of this 701-nucleotide messenger RNA. NCBI's taxonomy places the organism in Eukaryota, Fungi, Glomeromycota, Glomeromycetes, Diversisporales, Gigasporaceae. The record is from the annotation of a GenBank genome assembly.
AUGAAUUCGCAGUGGCUAUGCAUUUAAUUUAUAGAAAACUUAAUGGUUAUGAUAUACCCACUACACUUCCUCCGGAACUUAUUCCACCGUCUUCAAGGGAGUUAAACGAAAGUCUGGACUUGAUUAAAAACAUGCUAACUUCAGACGUAAAUGCGCAAGCGAUGUUAAAUUCUCAACCUGGUGCUCAAUAUGUGAAAUCUAGAAGUUUCACCAGUACACCUACAAUCGAAUACAAUGAUGCGGUUAUAUACAAACAUAAGGAUGAUGAUGUUGGUUAUGUUUCUGCUGCGAGGCAUCGUGUUCCUUCAGUACCUCGUGAUCGAUCGCCAUCAUAUUCCUUAUCAACUUCUAUAUCUGAAUCUGGCGACAGGGAUGAUUUAUCUGGAAAAUUAUCAAGAUUAAAAAAGGAAAUUCAUGAAAAGAAAAUUGUAUUAGAAGCGUUGUCAUAUUCAGCUAAUUCAGUUCCAACAUCUUAUGAUCGUUCUUAUUCUAGUGAUUCUUCCGACAUAAGUGAUUACAAAUUCAAGAUCAAAGAACUUCAACGAAAAAUAGUUGAUUUACAAAAUUCUACUCCUGAAUGGCUUUCAAGAGAUUUUACAAGAAACACCGAUGAACUAAAUUCUUUGUUGGAUCAACAUCGUAAUUUAGAUUACGAAUUGAACAAUAUGCUUUCCAGCAUUGUUCCAGAUUUAAUUUAUAAG